GGGGCCCCCUCCCCCAGAGCAUCCCGGGUGGCCACCGGGGACCUCUGCCGAGCCGUGCCUUCGGGCUGCUCCGUGUGUUCCCUCCACCCCGCUUCAUCCCUUCAAGGAAAGUUGCUAGGACGCAGGGAGCUUGGGGGAUUCCAGAUUUCUUUAUGCCUUUUCGGUUUGGGUAGGUGGAGGAAUUGACAUCCACUGGAAGAAUCUGCAACCCUCUCUCUGCCCAGAGCUCCAGGACCAAUGUGUCUUCCCACCGCUUUAAACCACUGGGUUAUUCUGUGUAGCCUUGACUGUCCUAGAACUCACUUUGUAGACCAGGCUGGCCUAAAACGCAGAGAUCCUGAGUGCCGGGAGUAAAGAGCCAUCCGCAGCUGCCGCUUUAGACGACUUGCCCCACUGCCAGCAUGAGCUCUGAAUAUGAUGCCGGAAGCUCUAAAGCUGUUGUGAAUGGCUUGGCACCCGGCAGCCAUGGGCAAGACAAAGCCACUGCCGACCCUUUACGUGUUCGUUCUAUUUCUGCUGUUAAAAUAAUUCCCGUGAAGACAGUGAAAAGCCCUUCAGGCCUGGUACUCCCUCCAGACAUGGACCCUACAAAAAUCUGCACUGGAAAAGGAACAGUGACUCUUCGGGCCUCGCCUUCCUACAGGGAAACCCCAAGCAGCAGCCCUGUGAGCCCUCAGGACUCUCCGAAGCAUGAGAGCAAGUCAGGCCUGGAGCAAGAGGACCCUUCAGCAGAGGAGUGGAGACUUUCGUCCAGUGCUGAUGCCAAUGGCAACGCCCAGCCCUCCCCACUUGCUGCCAAGGGCUAUAGAAGCGUGCAUCCCAGCCUUUCCACUGACAAGCCCCAGGUUCUAUCUCACCCACGCCUUCCGUUCCCUCAAAAGGACCGCUCUGCAUGGCAGCUCCCCACCGUCCACCGCACCCACAAAGACUCCCUCUACAUGAGCUCACCAAAGCCUUACAUCCCGCCCAGCACCCCCAUCCAGCAGGACCCCUCACUGCCUCAGCCCAUCUCUGUUCCCUUGGCAGCUAGAUUGGCUCCCAAAAGGGCAGCGUGUCCUGGUUCAUUGCUUUUGGGGUCCAUGGUCCUUGAUGCUUCCUCCCAGCCCCAGCCACACUAUGUAGGCUCCAGAUUAGUGUAUAGUAAGAAUGUGAGCUCUAACCCACAUCAUGAGGCCACAGGGAAUAAAAAGGUCAGCAGCUUAUAUGUCCCGUCUUUAUCCAAUAACAUUUGCCGGGCAACAUUGGAAACCUACCCUCCUGCUGCACGUGACUCAGCCAAAGACACUCCCUCGGAGGCUGCAGGCACCCAGGCACCAGCGCCCAGCCUUGUCCCUGGCACAGCCACAUCCAGCACAGGAAAACCACCCCCUGCUCCUCCUCCUGACCCUCCCAAGCUAUUCUUUGACCACCGCAAAGAUGCUGGUAACCGUGGUGAGAAUCCCACACUGGGGACAUGGGCUUUGUUCCCAGAUGCAGUGAGACCUCCCGUGCUAGGCCCCCAGGUUACCUCUGAUCUCGAAAGCCAGAAGAACAAAGAAACUUACCUUUUGCAGCCGUGUUAUCCAGCCAAGGAUGCCACCUCCUCCAGCCAAGCCUCGUCUGAGAGGCGGCCCCACCACAGCCAGCCAGCCAGUGCUUGUGGCUCCCUCCCCCCUGCUAGCCAGAGGCCACCACCCUCACCACCACCUCCGCUGGUCCCUCCCAUACUGGAGGACCUCCACAGAGGCUUGGAGCCUGACCUCCCGGGAGCUGUCACAAGUACCGGCAGUCCUUUAUUAAAUGAAGUUUCUUCUUCCCAUAUUGAAACUAAUUCCCAAGCCUUCCUUCCAACAAGCAAAACGUCAUCUGCCUACCCCUCCACCACAAUCGUCAACCCCACCAUUGUGCUCUUGCAGCACAACCGAGAACAGCAAAAACGACUCAGUAGUCUUUCAGAUCCUGCCUCAGAGAGAAGAGUGGGUGAGCAGGACUCAGUGCCAACCCCAGAAGAACUCACCUCGCCCAGCAGGGCCACCGAAAGGAGAGCAAAAGAUGACAGCAGCAGGCGGGUGGUGAAGAGUACACAGGACCUAAGCAAUGUGUCCAUGGAUGAAGUGGGCAUCCCACUCCGGAACACCGAGAGAUCAAAAGACUGGUACAAAACCAUGUUUAAACAGAUCCACAAGCUGAACAGAGACACUCCUGAAGAAAACCCUUAUUUCCCUACCUACAAAUUCCCUGAACUUCCUGAAAUCCUGCAAAAUUCUGAAGAGGACAACCCUUACACUCCUACCUACCAGUUUCCUGCAUCUACUCCUAGUCCUAAAUCUGAAGAUGAUGAUUCUGAUCUGCACUCUCCUCGAUAUUCCUUUUCUGAAGACACAAAGUCUCCCCUUUCUGUGCCUCGCUCAAAAAGUGAGAUGAACUACAUUGACGGGGAGAAAGUCGUGAAGAGGUCGGCCACACUACCCCUCCCAACCCGCUCGUCUUCACUGAAGUCCAGCCCGGAGAGAAACGACUGGGAGCCCCCAGAUAAGAAAGUGGACACAAGAAAAUACCGAGCAGAGCCCAAAAGCAUUUACGAGUAUCAGCCGGGCAAGUCUUCUGUUCUGACCAAUGAGAAGAUGAGUCGGGAUAUAAGCCCAGAAGAGAUAGAUUUAAAGAAUGAACCUUGGUAUAAAUUCUUUUCGGAAUUGGAGUUUGGGAAACCGCCUCCUAAAAAGAUAUGGGACUAUACUCCUGGAGACUGCUCUAUCCUUCCUAGAGAGGAUAGAAAGACUAAUCUAGAAAAAGAUCUCGGCUUCAGCCAAGCAGAGUUAGAGGCAGAUUUAGAAAAAGUGGAGACGGUUAAUAAGUCACCCAGUGCAAACUCGCCACAGAGCUCAGCAGUCAGCCCGACUCCAGACGUUACCUCAGAGCCUCCUGGAUAUAUAUAUUCUUCCAACUUCCAUGCAGUGAAGAGAGAACCAGAUGGGACCCCCGGGGUUCUCGCUAGCUUGGAGAAUGAAAGGCAGAUUUAUAAAAGUGUCUUGGAAGGUGGCGACAUCCCUCUUCAGGGCCUGAGCGGGCUCAAGCGACCCUCCAGCUCAGCUUCCACUAAAGAUUCAGAGUCACCAAGACAUUUUAUACCAGCUGAUUACUUGGAGUCCGCGGAAGAAUUUAUCCGGAGACGGCAUGAUGAUAAAGAGAAACUUUUAGCGGACCAGAGACGACUUAAGCGUGAGCAAGAAGAGGCCGAUAUUGCAGCUCGACGCCACACGGGUGUCAUCCCGACGCAUCAUCAGUUUAUCACUAAUGAGCGCUUUGGGGACCUCCUCAAUAUAGAUGAUACUGCAAAAAGGAAAUCUGGGUUAGAGAUGAGACCUGCCCGAGCCAAGUUUGACUUUAAAGCACAGACACUGAAGGAGCUGCCUCUGCAGAAGGGAGACAUUGUUUACAUCUACAAACAGAUUGAUCAGAACUGGUACGAAGGUGAACACCACGGACGGGUGGGAAUCUUCCCACGCACCUACAUUGAGCUUCUUCCUCCAGCUGAGAAGGCUCAGCCCAAGAAGUUGGCGCCUGUGCAGGUUUUGGAAUAUGGAGAAGCCAUUGCUAAGUUUAAUUUUAAUGGUGAUACACAAGUAGAAAUGUCCUUCCGAAAGGGUGAGAGGAUUACAUUGCUCCGACAGGUAGAUGAGAACUGGUACGAAGGGAGGAUUCCUGGGACGUCCCGCCAAGGCAUCUUCCCCAUCACCUAUGUGGAUGUGCUUAAGAGGCCAUUGGUGAAAAACCCGGUGGAUUACAUCGACCUGCCUUAUUCUUCCUCCCCAAGUCGCAGUACCACUGCGAGCCCGCAGUGGACUAGUCACAGCAAGCUCAUCACGCCAGCCCCUUCAUCACUGCCCCACUCCCGCCGAGCCCUGUCCCCAGAGAUGCACGCCAUCACCUCUGAGUGGAUCUCGUUGACUGUUGGGGUCCCGGGCAGGCGUUCUCUGGCCAUGACACCACCCUUGCCUCCUCUGCCUGAGGCUUCUGUGUAUGGCACGGACCACUUGGCCUUGUCAGCAAGGGCCCACCCCUCCUUGCCACUCAGCCUCCCCUAUUCAAGUCUGUCAGAUCACUCCACAUUGCGCUCAGUGGUUUCCCCACUGGCUCUGCCUCCACCCCACAGAGCCUCCUCCCUGGCACCCAGUACCCAGGUUCCUCUUCACGUCAAUGGAGAUGGUGGUAUUCACACCCACCAAGAUGGCUUCUCUCAGCCACCGCUUGGAAACUCUGAUAGGGUCAUCUCAGAGCUUAGUGAUGCCUUUAGCAGCCAGAGCAAGAGACAGCCCUGGCGAGAAGAUGGACCUUAUGAGAGGAAAGCAGAGAGCGAGGCAGGUGAGAGAUGCCCUGGUGGACCCAAGAUCUCUAAGAAGAGCUGCUUGAAACCUUCAGACGUGGUCAGGUGCCUGAGUUCUGAGCAGAGACUCUCAGAGUUCCACACUCCUGGUGACAGCCAGUCCUUCAAGCCUCUGGGUAGCCCUAUCCCAGCAUGGGAAGCUGGGCCACCAGAGCUUCACAGAGGUGUCGAGGCUGACAGGAAGGCUGCUCAGAGUGGUGUAAGCCAGCCUUCUCAUCAUUCAUUGAGCGCAGGACCUGAUCUCACAGAAUCUGAAAAGAACUAUGUGGAAGCGGUUUGCAAUGAGAUCAUAAACAUUGCCGAGAAAUCUGUCCAUUACUGCAGCACUGUCUCUCACCCCCUUGACUUCCGUCACAAGGUCCCCCCCUCUGACAGUAAAUCAUCUUUAAUCGUUUCUCAGCAACCUCAAGCCCAGCAGCGGAGAGUCACCCCAGACAGGAGUCAGCCCUCACAGGAUUUCUACCAAGCACUUUAUAGCUAUGUGCCGCAGAACGAUGAUGAGUUGGAGCUCCGAGAUGGAGAUAUUGUUGACGUCAUGGAAAAAUGCGACGACGGAUGGUUUGUUGGCACUUCAAGAAGGACGAGGCAGUUUGGUACUUUUCCGGGCAACUAUGUAAAACCUUUAUAUCUGUAAGAAGACUGAAAAAUCACAGAGAUUAUUUUUCUCGGAGGAUGAAGCAUCAUUCAUGAACUGGUCUCUUUAUUUAAAUAUUGAGUCAGUAGGAAAUUUACUGCAGUUGGUAAAGAAUUCAAGGAGAGGAACAAAGAACUGUGUUAAAACCCGCUGUGUAUCAGGGCUUGACUGUAUGUUGAGGAAACUGGUAUUUACGUGGCUGCUUCUGGGAGCUGCUCCAGCCCCCACUGUUCGGGUAAUCCGAUCUGGAGUUGUGUCCAUGGGCAGCGUUAGCCAAAACUGUGCUCAGUCUUUACCCACUCCCAUUUCCAAGGGGCCCCCUGGGGCAGAUAGCUCAAUUCCUUAGCCAUGUCCCACAGGCCCAGCCUGAACAUCACCAACCAUCCCGCCUCUAUCCCUGGCUGUUCCAGAGCUAGUAGAGCCCCAGUGCUGCUGGAAGCCAAUCUGGGUUGCUGAGGUUCUCCUUCAGCACCAUGACUUGAUGAGGUCUAGGUAAAGAAAUGGAGGCAGACCUGGUGCCCUGGCAUUCAGUCAGCUGGGUGACAUUGCUCUGGACUGCUCUGAUAUUCAGACAGAAAGCAUGCCAUAUUUGUCCUGAGCUUGGGAGCAGGUGGCCAGACAGAUGGGUUACAUUUGUGUUUCCACGUGACUGAGGCAGUUACCUUGGGGCUUUGGAGGUCACUUGGAGUAUACUCCUUUCCUGGUCACCAUCAGUGGCUGGGCAGGGUGGGAUGUGCCUUUCUUCUCUGGCUUAGUAUGAGCUCGAUACCCCUGAGCCCACAGAAUACAGACUGAGCUCUAGUUUUCUUAGCAUGUGUAGGUGCAAGAUGGCUGCUGGGCCACCAUGGUAAGGCACCCUCAGACCUGGGAGGGAUCCCAGUAUUGCCCAUGGAGGGGUUCAAAGGCCGCUUGGAAUGCUGUCUCUCCCAACCCUUGUCCCCCUCCUCCACAACACCCCAGGCCAGGGAGUUCUGAUGCACAUGGGUAAAUGUCCAUUCAGAGCCGAGGAGUCAUACACUGUCUGGGUAUGAAGCUGCAGUUCCGCUCCUUCUGAUGGCCACCAGGAGUCUGUCCUCUGUGGGUCCUGGCCGUGAAGAGGGGACCCCUUUGACACCUGGGUGCUGUCACCACACUAAUUGUUAGAUCCCUAAUUGACACAAAGCUAGGUAUGGCCUGUUCCCAGAGCUCUACUUGCCAGGGGUUCAGCUGAGCGGACGACAUAGGAAAAGGAGCCCAAUCUAGAGAGACUGUGCUACGUGCAGAGGGUGUGAGAAGGGAUGAGUUUCUCCUGGGGUGGGUACCCUAGAAAACAUUGCCAGGUUUGCAUCUCCCUCAGCUCACUGAGGAUGCUGGGAGAACCUUUGUCUGAGGGUAUUUAUGUCUGGGAAUACUUGGAAUUUCCCCCCAGACUCUCAGCUUCGUAUUCUACCCACAAAUACAUGGACAAGGUCACAGAUAGCAGGAAUUGUAGGUGAUAGGGGUAUAUGCUGGAACCCCUGGCUCUCUGCAUGUAGUUGAGAAUCAUGCUAACCACUGUCCCAAAGUCCGGAGUCUUUACAAGUCAGAAACAUUUGUUUUCAGUGGCUGCCUCUACAGCUGCCCCAGAUAGCCUAGAAUCUCACUCGCUCCCCCCUCCCACCCAUCAGCCACAGUUCUCCAAAGAGGCUCUCAGGAAAGACACUGCCACUGAUUGAUUCACACUGAAAUAUAGGAUAGGAGGAAUGUGUUGCCUCCUUCAGGGGGCGUUGUUUUCACUGACAGAGCAGAGCUUUUAAUCCCAAGGGAGAAGGGUGUGGAACUGAGAGGGUAGAAGCUUCCUGGGCACAAAAGCCCUGGUGACUCUAUGACCUUUUGCUUUGGAAGCUUUGCUUCACUGGCCGGUAGCACUGCUUUCUUUUUUUCCUUUGCCCCUCUCAAGGGAAUAUAGCAAAAAAAAAAUGUAAUAAUAAUAAAAUAAAAUAAAUAAAUGUAUAUGUGCAUUUUUUAACCCAUUUGGAAUGUAGUCCUUGCUCACUCCUAGAUGCCAAUCAUGAAUAGUGCAAUUGUAUCUAAAUUUCCUGAGGGGUGCUUUUUGGUUAAGUAGGUAACUUCAAACACCUCCUUAAAUACAGCUAGAAAAAAAAAAACCAUUUUGUAAAAGCCACAUAUGCACCCAAUGCCAGCGUCACACAGAUGAUCUCCCGAAAUCCAGGUAUGCCCACCUUUAAUAAAAAUCGUUCCAGCUUCCUAUGAAUGAAAAAAAUGAAAAGAGCGAAGGUUUCCAAUUAAUACUUUGUCUUCAGACAUUUAGUAAUAUAAAGUACCUAUUUUUAUGCUGAAAUGUUUAUACAGGUUUACUAACAGCAAGCGCAGCUAACUGGCGGCAUGCCUCACAACACGGUUUUGAUAUAUUAGCCAUGCUUCCAGGUAAAUGCACGCCCUAAAUUAUUCACCUUUUGCAGUCUCUCUGGGAUCAGUAAAAGAAAAAACAUCAUGUUUGAGAAGUGGGACUGUAAAUAUGUAAUGUAUAUUUAACUUUGUGUAGCCCAUGUACCUACCUUGUAUAGAAAAUAAUUUUUAAAACUUGAGCAGAAAUGGAGUAAAAUAAGGAAGUCUUGAAGGGUUGUUUUUUUCCCACUUUUAUUUAAAUGAAGGAAUUUCAAAUAAUUCACCUGCAGACUUUUAGCACAAAAAUAGUUGUUGGAAAUUAUUAACAUAUAAAAUUGUUCUUUGGGGAAAAGACGACAACUAUAAUAUCAUUUACAGUUUUCAUUUUGCAGUUCUGUUCAUCUGCAGUAGUAUUAAAUCCUAUUGCUGGAAAAGGUUACUUCCAAGAAAGAAGAUUAUAUUCAGAAAAAAAUAACUGACAUAUGUAGCCUACUAAGGUAUUGCAUCUAAAUUCCACACCAAGCGCAUGUACUAUGCAGACACAGAUUUUUCUGUUCAUUUAUUUUUCUUUAUUGCAGUGGAUUGAUUUGAUAGACAUGUUGAAUUACUACUUUGCUGUACAUAUUAUUUAAUAAACUUUAUUCAGAAUUA
This is a messenger RNA of Myodes glareolus (Bank vole), 8015 nucleotides long. The record is from RefSeq and is a predicted model, not a curated record. NCBI's taxonomy places the organism in Eukaryota, Metazoa, Chordata, Mammalia, Rodentia, Cricetidae.